Procambarus clarkii (red swamp crayfish) is the source of this 363-nucleotide messenger RNA. Lineage: Eukaryota; Metazoa; Arthropoda; Malacostraca; Decapoda; Cambaridae. The record is from RefSeq and is a predicted model, not a curated record.
AUGGCAUGUGUGGUUAGUACACUUCUCUACGGCUCGGAAUUCUCGACCCUGCGUGCUCGCCAGGAGAAACAGCUCAAUGUCUUUCAUACGCGGAACCUGAGACGCAUCCUUGACAUCACGUGGAGAGACCACGUCACCAAUAAUGCAGUGCUCCAGAGAACAGAAAUCCUCUCAAUGUUCACUCUCCUGAAGCAGAGACGCAUGCGAUGGCUGGGACUUAUCACACUCAUUGAAGAUAGCCGCAUAUCGAAGGUUCUCUUGUAUGGAGAACUGGUAUCAGGAAAGAGGCCCACUGGAAGACCUCAGCUGCAUUUCAGAUACGCCUGCAAAUGCGACCUCAAGCAGCCGAACAUCAACACUUAG